Molecule: messenger RNA, 1528 nt
Organism: Notodromas monacha
Lineage: Eukaryota; Metazoa; Arthropoda; Ostracoda; Podocopida; Cyprididae
Source: the annotation of a GenBank genome assembly
UUUUCAGUGCCUUUUGUGCUUUAAAAAAAGAAAAGAAAGAAAAGUGUCGUUUACGAUUAUGGCAAAGAGUCUGUGUUUCGCAUUAUUCCUGGCGACGACCUCGAGGAAUCUAUUUGUUCACGCAGUGACUGAGGACCGUUGGUACUGGUACCAGGAUGCCCAAAGUCGAUUAAACACUUACCUCUCUGAGCCAGUGAACACGAAUGUGGCCAAGAAUGUCAUCAUAUUUGUGGGUGACGGAAUGGGCAUCCCAACAGUCACAGCUGGCAGGAUUCUGAGGGGCCAACUCGAAGGUGGACUCGGAGAAGACUACAGACUUACCUUUGAAAACUUUCCCUACUUGGGUCUCGCAAAAACAUACAAUGUCGACUCCCAAGUAGGGGACUCAGCAGCCUGUGCAACAGCCUUAUUGUGCGGCGUUAAGGGCAACUUUGAGACAGUGGGUCUGGACAGCCAUGGAAAGUACGAUGACUGCGAAUCCGUGUCCAAGUCCCGCGUGCCCAGCAUCAUGGACUGGGCCCAGAAAGACGGGAAGUGGACUGGGUUUGUCACCAACACCAGGAUCACCCAUGGGACCCCUGCUGCGCUGUUCUCCAAUUCUGCAUCCAGGUACUGGGAGGAUGAUUCCAAACUGCCACCAAAGGCCAGAGGCAAGUGUCAAGACAUUGCUGCUCAGAUGAUUGAUAACAUGCCUGGAAAAAAUCUCAGGGUGAUCCUAGGAGGAGGAAGACGCCAUUUGCUGCCAGAAAACACUGCUGACCCAAAGCUCAAGGGAUACUUCGGUAAAAGAGCAGACGGAAGAAACCUGAUGCAGGAAUGGAAAACCCAAAAGCAUGAUUUGGAUGCAAAGUACUCUGUUGUCACAACACAGAAAGAGUUGGCUGAUGUGGACCAUAACAACACUGACUACCUAUUGGGGGUAUUCAGUUACAGUCACAUGAACUUUGAAAUGGACAGGGAUGACAAUGAUGAAGGAGAGCCUAGUUUGGUGGACAUGACAAGACGUGCAAUUCAAGUCUUGAAGAGAGGACCAGAAGGCUUUGUCCUCAUGGUGGAAGCUGGAAGGAUGGACCAUGCUCACCAUUUCAGCAAUGCCAGGAGGGCAUUGGAUGAAGUUCACUCCCUAGAUGACUCUGUAAAGGCAGCUCUUGAGCUGAUCAGCCCAAAAGAUACUCUCCUGAUUGUCACUGGGGACCAUUCCCACACCAUGACCAUUGGAGGCUAUCCAAAGCGUGGAAACCCUAUUUUAGGCAAAGACACUCGACCAUCAGACGUGGACAACAUGCCGUACACUACCCUGCUGUACGGAAACGGGCCGGGUUACGGGGUCGCCGGUUCCGGCCAAGACUUCCACGACGACGCCGGCGGCGCCGACCAGCACGCAGCAGUGGCGUCCCGGCGCCAAGACCUGAGUCUAGUGGACACCACGGCCAGUGACUAUAUUCAGCAGAGCGCCGUUCCGCGCAAGUGGGAGACCCACGGCGGCGAAGACGUGCCUGUUUACGCCCUGGUAAAGAUACUCUCCUGA